AGUUUCGUUAAAGUUGAGGGUAGUUUCAGCUUCUUGCAUUGAGGGUGAAAAAAAAUCGCUUAUAAGUCUGAACAGCCCUCGACUUUGCAAACUCACCUGUUUCCAAAGCCAGGUGGUGACUCAGCCCUUUAUUAAUUUACAGAAAGAACGGAACCAUCGCCUAGCUAAUUGGCAUAACUCGAUUUCUGUAAGAAGGUUCGCGUCAAACCCUAAGUUCCUAAUUGUAAGUCGAAAUCACAAGUUCGGAAGCGCACACGGAGAGAGUAUUGCGGGAAGCUUAAUUUUCAGAUGGCGCACCGAUUUUUGAGAGAUCACCAAGCUGAUGGAUGGGAACGUUCUGACUUUCCUAUCAUCUGUGAGUCAUGUCUCGGCGACAAUCCGUAUGUGCGAAUGACAAAAGCAGACUAUGAUAAGGAGUGUAAAAUUUGCACACGGCCGUUUACGGUUUUUAGGUGGAGGCCUGGUCGUGAUGCAAGGUUUAAGAAGAGUGAGAUUUGCCAGACAUGCAGUAAGUUGAAAAAUGUUUGUCAAGUAUGUCUUCUGGAUCUGGAAUAUGGAUUGCCUGUUCAGGUUCGUGAUACUGCUCUCAGCAUCAAUUCAAAUGACGCCAUUCCGAAGAGUGACGUGAACAGGGAAUUCUUUGCCGAGGAGCAUGAUCGGAGGGCUAGGGCUGGUAUCGACUAUGAAUCCUCAUAUGGGAAGGCACGUCCAAAUGAUACCAUCCUGAAGCUUCAAAGAACACAACCUUACUACAAGCGCAACAGAGCGCAUGUAUGCAGUUUUUAUGUUCGUGGGGAAUGCACAAGAGGUGCUGAGUGCCCAUAUAGGCAUGAAAUGCCUAUAACUGGAGAGUUGUCGCAGCAAAAUAUUAAAGAUCGUUAUUAUGGAGUGAAUGACCCAGUUGCACUAAAGCUACUCAAUAAGGCUGGCGAAAUGCCUUCUCUGGAACCCCCUGAGGAUGAAAGCAUCAAAACUCUUUAUGUGGGUGGAGUUGAUGCAAGGGUCACUGAACAAGAUCUGAGGGAUAACUUUUAUGCCCAUGGUGAAAUUGAAUCCAUAAAGAUGCAUCCACAAAAAGCAUUUGCUUUUGUAACCUACACAACACGAGAAGGUGCAGAGAAGGCUGCUGAAGAGCUGUCAAACAAACUAGUUAUAAAGGGUCUGAGGCUGAAGCUGAUGUGGGGAAAACCCCAGACACAAAGACCUGAAUCAGAAGGUUCAGAUGAAGCAAGGCAGCAGGCUGUGGCUCAUAGUGGGAUGUUGCCCCGUUCACUUAUAUCUCAGCAGCAAAAUCAAUAUCAACAGCCUGGUACUCAGGACCAAGCUGCACCAACGCCUUACUUUAAUAUUCCUCCUCCACCUCAGCAGGAAAGAGCCUAUUAUCCAUCCAUGGAUCCUCAAAGAAUGGGUGCACUUGUUCCAUCUGGAGAAGGGGAGACCAAGUCCGGUCCAGAGAAGCAGCAACAAGGACAGCAUUAUAAUUAUCCACCCAUUCCGCCUCCUCAUGGGCAAUACCACCAACAUCUUUAUCCCCCUUAUGGAUACAUGCCUCCAGUGGCACCAUAUCAACAUUACCCUCCAUAUCAGUCAUCAAUGGCCCAGCCAAAUGCCCCACCAAUGACACAGCAGUAUCAGCAAUCUGCUCCCCCUUGGCCUGCACCCCCACCAUCAGAAUCUGCACCCUCAACAUCAACCCCUUCAGGAGCUCCUGCACCACAGGGAUCAUCGCAGUAAUGAAAACAUAUCCCACAGAGCUUUGCUUCCAGCUCUUAUGUAAUGUAAUUUCUGGUCGGUUGACUCUUAAACUGGCUAUUGUUCUGCAGUCAAAUAUUUUGUUGCUUCUACAUGUGCAUUUUACCAGAAUAUUAACAAGUUCUUUGCCGGUA
This is a messenger RNA of Mangifera indica (mango), 1886 nucleotides long. Its product is annotated as zinc finger CCCH domain-containing protein 49-like. NCBI's taxonomy places the organism in Eukaryota, Viridiplantae, Streptophyta, Magnoliopsida, Sapindales, Anacardiaceae. The transcript has 4 exons. Gene Ontology annotation, molecular function: metal ion binding; U6 snRNA binding; pre-mRNA binding. Gene Ontology annotation, cellular component: U2-type catalytic step 1 spliceosome; U2-type catalytic step 2 spliceosome; Prp19 complex. The record is from RefSeq and is a predicted model, not a curated record. Bases 289 to 1734 code for a protein of 481 amino acids.